UUUGAUGGUUUAGCUCAUUGUCAAGGGAAUUGUCUUAAGAGAACCAGAGUAGGAUACGUUAUCUAUCACAUGCCCAAAUACCCAGGGAAUGGAUUCUACCUUCGGCCUCCUGUCUGAGAAGCACUUCCUCUGCUCCCUCUGUGAGGACAUCUUCAGCAGGCCGGUCACCACGCCUUGUGGCCACAGCUUCUGCAAGGUGUGUCUGCGCAAGUACUGGAGCCGCACUGGCCUAGACAAGUGUCCUCUCUGCGGGAAGUCCUUCGUCUCCAAGCCUCACCUCAGUGUGAACCGCAUACUGGCAGAUGUCACUGAGCAGUACAGGAAGUCACGUUCAGGCGCCAAAGCCAAGGCUCACAGUUUGGAUGGAUUGCUAAAUGAACCUGUGCAGAAGACUGACGUUGAUAAAGAACACAUGAUUGAGCAGAGAAUUCAGAAGGUGGAGAAACUCAAGCAGUCCCUGAAGCUCCUAAAGAGCUCGUGUCUAAGGGAGGUUCAGGAGAGUCGGAGGGUUUUCUCUGCCCUCCUGAACUCUGUAGAGUCAGCCCAUAAGGCAGUGGUGGCAGCAGUGGAGGAGAAACAGAAAGAGGCAGAGAAACGAGUGGACAGAUUGGUGAGGGAGCUGGAGAAGGAGAUCCUCGAGCUGAAAGGUGGGCAGACCAAACCAGACCUUCUGCGAGAUGACAAGACUCAACUUACAAAGAGUUUUAGUCAUUUGCCCACAGAGAUGAGGGAUUGGUCAAAGGUCAGCCUAGAGACAGACCCUUGCUUGGGCUACACCAGGAAAGCUGUGAUGGACCUCUUUAAUGCUGUCAUGGCGGAGGCUAACAAGCUCUCUAAAGCAGAGCUGAAGAUGUUGCAGAAGUAUUCAGCGGAGGUCACACUGAAUCCCCGCACCGCUCAUGCCCACCUAGCCAUCUCUGAUGACAGGAAGGAUGUCCGGCACACCAACAAGCAGCAGGAGGUCCCAGAGAACCCUAAGAGAUUUGACCGUGUCACCAACGUCCUGGCCAAGGAAGCCUUCAGCUGUGGCAGGCAGUACUGGGAGGUGGAAGUGGGAGACAAGACGGACUGGGACUUGGGCGUGGCCAAGCAGUCCGUCAACAGGAAGGGGAAGUUCACGGUCAGUCCGGCCAAUGGUUUCUGGAUACUCAGUCUGAGGAACGGAAAUCAAUAUACUGCCAACACGUCACCGCCCACCUGCCUGGCCCUCACAUUCAAGCCCAGAAAGGUGGGUGUUUACCUGGACUACGAGGAGGGUCGUGUGUCCUUCUUCUGUUUGGACUCCGGGGCUCACAUCCACACUUUCACAGAUACAUUCACUGAGAAGCUCCAUCCAAUAUUCAGCCCCGGCCGACCGCACGGAGCCAAGAACAGUGCCCCACUUAUUAUCACCACCAGCUGCUGCAGCAUCUAAACCAAUAUGGCACUUUUAAAUGCCUGAUUAUAUGUCCUCAUAGAAUGACACUUGAAACUGUAAAGCCCUGUCACACAGAGAACCGUUUAUCUGAACCAAACUUGGCUGAAAUGUUAAAAUUGAGAAUUCAAUAUUUGGUUAAAUACAGUUUUAUUAUGUUUGCUAUAAAAUUUUUGUUUGCAGAUUGUUGGAAUUCUUUUCUACUACAUGUUGAAUAAGAUUAAUCAUUCUAAGGUUUAUUAUUGUGUUAUACAAUACUGUUCAAAGUUCAGAGAGUACUCUUCAUUUAUUUAAUUUCCAAUUGAAA
Messenger RNA from Colossoma macropomum (tambaqui), 1721 nucleotides. RefSeq names its product bloodthirsty-related gene family, member 2 (gene btr02). The transcript has 7 exons. Lineage: Eukaryota; Metazoa; Chordata; Actinopteri; Characiformes; Serrasalmidae. The coding region runs from base 89 to 1414 and encodes 441 amino acids. Gene Ontology annotation, molecular function: protein binding; metal ion binding. The record is from RefSeq and is a predicted model, not a curated record.